Molecule: messenger RNA, 2878 nt
Organism: Erinaceus europaeus (western European hedgehog)
Lineage: Eukaryota; Metazoa; Chordata; Mammalia; Eulipotyphla; Erinaceidae
Product: beta-1,4-galactosyltransferase 1-like
Exons: 1
Coding region: 515-1660 (381 amino acids)
Biological process (GO): protein N-linked glycosylation; carbohydrate metabolic process
Molecular function (GO): beta-N-acetylglucosaminylglycopeptide beta-1,4-galactosyltransferase activity; cytoskeletal protein binding
Source: RefSeq, a predicted model, not a curated record
ACAAUGACAUCAGUAACAACAACAAUAAUAACAAGAUCGAUGAUAAUUAACAAUAAAAUGGGAGAAAAUGGUCUCUAGGAGCAGUGGAUUCAUAGUGCAGGCAUUGAGCCCCAGCAAUAAGCCUGGAGGCAAAAAAAAAAAAAAAAAUUAAGAGUAAGAAAGAAAAGAAGGAAGGCAAACUAAGGCAGAUUAGGAGAAAGAAAGAAAGAAAGAAAGAAAGAAAGAAAGAAAGAAAGAAAGAAAGAGGGAGGGAGAGAGAGAGAGAUAGGAAGGGAGGAAGGAAGGGAGGGAGGGAGGAAGGAAGGAAGAAGACUUGAGAUAUGGGGUAGAAAAAAAGAUUUUAGGGGCUCUAUGUUUUGUUUUAAUCUUGGAGUAGCUUGGGGAGGGAACAUAGUAACUAAAAGCAUCUGCUUCUUCAAUACAUCAGUAAGCAGGGAAAUCAUGCAACUGCGUGAGAAGGAGUCAUAAAGCUAAACCGGUAGAGCCCUGAGCCGCUCCCAGGAGGCAGCUCGCCAUGCUGGCUGUGGGCCUGCAGCGCCCGUGCUGCCUGCUCCUGGCGGUGUGCGCGCUCUACCUGGGGGUCUUCCGACUUCUCUACCUGGCCUGCAGUCACCGCAACCACCUGCCCAGGCCUGGGCGAGCUGGCCCCGCACAGCCGCAGGGAGGCGUGGCCGGAGCCCCCACUAGCCCGCAGCUGGCAGGGGAGCUCAGGCCGCCAGCACAGGGGUUGCAGCGGCCUGUGACCUUCGGCUCCCCGCCGGGCUCUGGGGGGCGCUCCUCCAGCUCGGGCCCCGCCAGCAACUUGACUUUGACCCCAGCGCCCCCGCCAGGAGCACAGUCCCUGCCCCUAUGCCCUGUGGAGUCCCCGCUGCUCCGGGGCCCCCUGAGGAUCGACUCCAAUCCCCGCGUGAACUUGAAGCAGGUGGAGACGCAGAAUCCGCAGGUGGCUCUGGGGGGCCGCUACCGCCCCCGGAACUGCACCUGCCCGCAGAAGGUGGCCAUCGUCAUCCCCUUCCGUAACCGGGAAGCGCACCUCAGCUACUGGCUCCACUGCCUGCACCCAGUCCUGCAGCGCCAGCAGCUGGAUUACGGGGUGUACGUGAUCACACAGGCUGGGGAGCAGCUGUUCAACCGCGCCAAGCUCCUCAACGUGGGCUUCCGAGAGGCGCUGCAGGACGGCGACUACGACUGCUUCGUGUUCAGCGACGUGGACCUGGUGCCCAUGGACGACCGCAAUGCCUACAGGUGCUUCCCGCAGCCGCGCCACCUGUCGGUGCUGGUGGACAGGUUUGGCUUCUUCCUCCCUUAUCAGGAGUACUUCGGGGGAGUCUCUGCGAUGAGUAAACAGCAGUUUCUGGCCACCAACGGUUUCUCCAACAAUUACUGGGGCUGGGGAGGCGAAGACGAUGACAUGUUUAACCGACUGACUCUCCAAGGCAUGUCUCUGUCUCGCCCGCGCCCUUGGGUGAGCAAGUUCCGGAUGCUGCGCCACUGGAGGGACAAGAAGAACGAAGCCAGCCCUCAGCGAUUCCAGCGAGUGGCGCAAACCAAGGAGGCGAUGUUCUCAGAUGGCUUGAACACACUCAGCUACCGCGUGGUGGGCAGGCAGAGACACCCGCUGUAUACUCAAAUCACAGUGGACAUCGGCUCGCCCAGCUAGCCUUGGGGUACACCCAUAGAAAGCCUGACUACAACUUGGGGCUCCACUGUUUUUCUGCAUCUGGUCUCUCUCACCUUUGCUAAUCAGGGACAGGACCCCAUCCCCACCUCCCACUUUGUGUGUGGGCGCGGGGGUGUGGGCGGUGGGGGGAAAGGAUAGAGAGAGGCAGAGAACCUGGCUAGGAUAUUUUAUUCCCCUUCUGAGGCUCAGCACGUGACGCCUUAGCUGGGCACACAGUGUGUGCCCAUGUAGAAAGUGCGCACACUUUGGGGAGUCUCUGAGUUUUCACAAUGUCCCCCACCACCACCCCCCAAAGAGAGCUGUGGAGAGCCCCACAUCUGGUGACAGUGGAACACUCCUUUCCCGGGACAGAGGGCACAUUUGUUGUAAAAUGAAUGGGGAGUUUGCUUGCUGCCACUGUUGCUGUACUGGUGAUUUUAGGAAAAAUCAAAGAGUGAUGGUUAUGGUUAUGGUUAUGAUUUGUUGUUGUUGUCAUAUGAUAACAGAAAAACACAAUUGCAAUCCUUUGCUUUUAAUCCUUUGACCUUCUUUAUUCAGUGGUAUGUGAUAGUAUAAUCACUGUGGUUGUAUAUUUUCUAAUUAUUAUUAUUACUUAGAUGGGGGGGGGGGCAGAGAGACUGACCACAGUGCCAAAGCUUCCAUGAAGACUGUGGAGACUGGGCUUGAACCUGGGCCAUGCACACAGCAAAGAAGCUCUUUAAGUGAGGGGGUGGGUGGUAGUGUCCCCAGUUAAGCUCACAAACAUUAUCAUAAGCAAAGACUCUGGUUCAGGCCCCCAUGCCCCAUCUGCUGCUGGGAACACUUCAUGAGUAGUGAAGCAGGUCUCCCAGCAGGUGUUUAUCUUUCUCUUUCCCUCUCUACCUCCUCCUCCCCCUUCAAUUUCUCUAUGUCCUGUCAAAUAUAAUAGAAAAAAAUAACAAAUAGCCACAGGGAGCAGUGGAUUCAUAGUGCCAGCAUUGAGCCCCAGUAAUAACCCCGGUGGCAAUAGUAAAAUAAAAUAGAAUAAAAUAAAAUCUCUCCAAGUCAAAGAAUUUUCAAACCUGAGUCUUGAAUCCUUUGUCCUGCUAAAGAGUGACUUCCAAAGUAACUUGAGCCUUCAGAAUAAAAGCUCUGGGUGUUCUCACUUUCAGUGGCCUUUCUCUAAAUUGAUUUUGAAAGGUAAAGACAGAAACACACACACACACACACACACACACA